This is a messenger RNA of Acytostelium subglobosum LB1, 513 nucleotides long. RefSeq lists its product as hypothetical. The transcript has a single exon. The record is from RefSeq and is a predicted model, not a curated record. Lineage: Eukaryota; Evosea; Eumycetozoa; Acytosteliales; Acytosteliaceae. Bases 1 to 513 code for a protein of 170 amino acids.
AUGGUCGGUGGUGAUGGCUUAAAGUACAAUGAUGAUGGUGAUGAUGACAUGGAUGAGGAGGGCGAGGUGUCUGUCGACCUGCUGUGUAUCAGUCCGCCCCUCAGUAAGCUGCCACUGCUGGAUGACAGUGAUGAUGACACUGACGAUGAAGAUCGCAUCAGUGGGUUGUUGCUGGUGUUGAUGCUGCCACCGCCCAUGUUGCCAAAGCUGCUGCUACUGCUGGACAUUGAUGAUGAUACUGAUGAUGACGAUAUCGAUCGCUUUGGUAUUGUGAUUGGUGCCGAUGUUGACAGCGUAGGUUUCAGAUGUCUUCCAUUAUUAUUAUUGCUACGACCAAUCAGCAUUGGAUUGGUUGUUGGCACUCUAGGAUCAUUGAUUGAUCUGCUAAUGUUUGAACUUGUACUCGUACCUGUACUUGUUGUAGUAGUACUAGUACUAGUUGUAGUGCUAUUGUUGUUGCCAGCAGGUGUCUUUGAGAACAUGUCUUUGAAUAGACUGGUCGCUCAAGAGUGA